Caenorhabditis sp. 36 PRJEB53466 is the source of this 1848-nucleotide messenger RNA. The record is from the annotation of a GenBank genome assembly. NCBI's taxonomy places the organism in Eukaryota, Metazoa, Nematoda, Chromadorea, Rhabditida, Rhabditidae.
AUGAUUGAAUUCCACAAAUCUGUGGUAAGUACAAAAAAAAAUGUCUUUCGAGACACGCUCUCCAGAGCUGACAAUGGGCGCAAGUGCGCCCCGCCGAAUAGAGCAAUACAUUGGCGCGAAAUUUAAAUUUUAACAGCAAAAUUUGUGUGUUUUUUGCCGGAUUAGCCACGAAAAAUCGAUAAUUUCUUAUUUGUCUCUCGAUAGACCGAUUGUUUAGGCUAUUACGAAUUUUUUAAGCGCAAGAGCGUUAAAUUUGGUCAAGUCGCAAAUCACAUUUAUCCGUUUGAAGGUUUUUGGCUAAAACUGCGUGAAUUUCAGUUGCUAUUCGGUAGUUUUCGCGGUUCGAGUGCUCAAAAUGCUCGUAUUUACGUGAUUUAUCAUUCUCAAAACCAAUUCUGUCUGAAAACGGUCAAGAAAGCGCAAAAUGAGAAGUACGAUUUUUAGGCGGCGAUCGGCGGCGAAGGCGAAAAAGCAAAGUCCGCGAAAAAUUCGCUAAAAUGUCAUGAACUCUGAGAAUUAGUGUGUUUUCAUGUCGGACAAUCAUUUUUCAUCGCCGUUGACCGCAAAACUCAGAGAAAACUUGCUCAAUUCAUGAAAACGCCCAUAUUGUCAGCUCUGGAGACCGUGGCGCGCGAGAGUAUACCUUCAAAUUCCCGAAACAUUCAGACGUACAAGCCAUCGCCGCCGAAUGUUGUGAACCGCGUGGACUUCAAACUAGAAGUGACGCCCGACACAUUUGUGAUUCCCAAAAAGGGAUUGGAAGUGACGAUCAAAAACGUUUCCGCUCAAAAACAGUUUGUCUACGCGCACAUGUGCUCGCUUCGCUACACGAUCGAAGACGGCAUUCAGAAGGAGUGGGACUACCCGCACUACAUGAAUGGAAAAGAGUUGCAGCCGGGCGAAUCGAUGACAGUGCUCUUCUGGGACGUCGGCUACGACAAGCACCGCGGAUACUACACGUGCACACACGAGCAAGAGGAGGGCGAUAUUAUUGUGUGGCACACAACCAUCAAAAUGUACGGCUGCUCGAAGAACGGACGCUACGAUGUUCGACGCGAAGAGGACGCGAAGACGUUUCUGAAGCGGUUCGACAGCGGCGAGUACGGAUUUCGCGAGUACAAAGUGGCGAACGAUAGUCGCAGUUAUCAGCGGCUGAAGGAAACGUACAAACGAGUGAACGCGUACGCUAAGGAGUACAAACACCCGUACGAUGAGAUGGAAUUUUACGAGUUGGUGGCCGACUUUCAAAAGUACAAAAAGAAAAGGGAGAAGGAGGAGGGAAGAGGAGGCGGCGGGUGUGCAGUGAUGUGAAUCGAACUUGAGAGGAGACUGAUAGUAAUAAAGAAUGUUGUUUGAACGAUCUGAUGUACUUAAAGGACCAGGGAAUGCUCCGAGUUUAUGUGUCUGACUGAAUUGCCCCUUAUUGCCACAUUCACCGUCCGAGCCCCAACUUUCAGAAAUAGCUGUGAAUGGAACAGUGGCCGUGGCCCAGAAAACUUCUAGGCCAUGUGAUCUUUUUCGGAUUUUUUUUGGCGUUCGGCACGAUCUUCAUACGUUGCAGAAAAUUCACACAAAUCAGCAUCCAUAAAAUGAAACGUUUCGCAUUCCCUACUCAUUUUUUUUAAAGUUCCGCCAGUAAGUCGCAUGUUUCCCGUCAAUCAAGUGACCUUCCGAUGCUUUGUUUCAGCCGGAGGAGAAACCGUAAACCUCCGGCGCCAGAUGGGUCUCAAUCCGGACAAGAUCGAGAUCAAGUCGAAAGGAACGCUCGACAUUGAGAUCGGCAACAAUUCGAGUGAUCAAGGUGUAGCUCGUCUCGAUGCGAUUCCGGAUUCGCUACCCGACUACUGA